Bombina bombina (fire-bellied toad) is the source of this 2377-nucleotide messenger RNA. RefSeq names its product protein tyrosine phosphatase non-receptor type 9 (gene PTPN9). Lineage: Eukaryota; Metazoa; Chordata; Amphibia; Anura; Bombinatoridae. Gene Ontology annotation, biological process: protein dephosphorylation. The transcript is spliced from 13 exons. The record is from RefSeq and is a predicted model, not a curated record. Gene Ontology annotation, molecular function: protein tyrosine phosphatase activity. Bases 230 to 1936 code for a protein of 568 amino acids.
UUCCUCCCUUCCCCCUGCUAAUAAAACAUUCCGUUGAUACUAAAUUUCUGCAGUCCAGUCCCCUAUAUUUGUAUUAUCAUUUUGAUUUUUUUUUUUUCUACUGACGUUUAAAUCAGACUCUUUGUACAUUUUGACACUGCUCUUCAUCCGAGAAUGAGGCUGAAUUAGACCAUAGGCCAUUGUGGAUCCCCGGACUGUCGUAGAAAGCAGAUCUGUGAUAGGUGGAGGCAUGGCAGAGACUCUGACAUACGAGGAGGAGCAGGCCACUCAACAGUUCCUGCAGGAGAUGAAUUCCUGGACAUCCUCUCACUCUGUGUCCCCCCUCUCCUGGGAUGUUGCUGUGAAGUUCCUGAUGGCAAGAAAGUUUGAUGUAGUUCGAGCAAUUGAAUUGUUCCACUCAUACAGAGAAACACGCCAGAGAGAAGGGAUUGUGCGGUUAAACCCUUUACAGGAGCCACUACUUUCUGAGCUUCUGAGUGGAAAAUUCACAGUGCUGAGUGUUAGGGCCCCAACUGGAGCCUCUAUAGCCAUCUUCACUGCAAAACUACAUCAUCCAGCUCGCAAGAAUAGUAGGGAGGUACAGCACACCGUACUCCAGGCUUUGUUCUACCUGCUGGAUCGUGCCAUGGAGAGUGUGGAUACCCAGCGGCACGGCCUGGUGUUUAUCUAUGACAUGGGAGGCAGUCAAUACAACAACUUCGAGCUGGACCUAAGCAAGAAAAUCUUGAGCCUGCUGAGAGGGGCUUUUCCAGCUCGGCUGAAGAAAGUUUUCAUCGUGUCCCCCCCAGUCUGGUUCAGAGUUCCAUAUUCAAUUAUCAGUCUGUUACUGAAGGAAAAAUUAAGGGAAAGGGUACACAUGGUGAGUAUGAAUGAGCUUCUCCAGCAUUUGCCACCUCAGUGCCUUCCAGAGUCUCUUGGAGGGCUAUUGCCCUGGGAUCCUGGCACCUGGAACUGCCUCCUUCUUCCAGGCCGGGCAGGGAAGCCAGACCCCUUGGAUGAGGUUGUGCUGGUGCUUGGACAGCCAAUUGGAGGGAGUGUGCAGUGUCCAGGUCCUGGGAGCAUGACCAUACCUCAGCUGCAGGAGCAUGUGGGCUGCAUGGGGAGGCGUGGACUGUAUGAGGAGUAUGAGGAAAUGAGAAGGGAACAACCAGAAGGGACCUUUACCGUGUCAAUAGCUGCGGUUAAUCGGGAUCGAAAUCGCUAUGGAGAUGUCCCAUGUCUGGACCAAACACGAGUGAAACUUAAACGUGUUAACUGGCAUGAGCGCUCUGAUUAUAUAAAUGCAAGCUAUAUAGAUGGAUACCUACAGAAGAAUAUGUACAUUGGGACACAGGGGCCCCUGGAGAACACUUUUUCUGACUUUUGGCAGAUGGUUUGGGAACAGAAUGUGAUGGUGAUUGUCAUGACAACAAGGGUGGAAGAGGGUAGCCACAAGAAAUGUGGCCAAUAUUGGCCAUUGAUCCCUGGGUCUCCGGCUUCAUAUGGACCUGUCACUGUUACUAAUAAAGCUGUGGAAACCCAUCAGCACCACAAAAAGAGCAUCCUGCAGCUGAGCACUCGGCAGGGCCGGGAGAAUAGACUGAUCAGUCACUUGCAGUUCCUGAGCUGGCCAGAUUUUGGAGUUCCCAACUCUGCAGCAGCUCUAAUCCAUUUUCGGGGAGUAGUGAAGGAAGAGCAGAUGAAAGCUGUACAGGAACUGGGGAAUUCCUGGAGAGAUCCUCCUGGCGGACCACCAAUUGUAGUGCAUUGCAGUGCUGGCAUUGGCAGGACAGGUACUUUCUGUACCCUGGAUAUAUGCCUGUCCCAGCUGGAAGAUGUAAGCUCUGUGAACAUCAAGCAGACCGUACAGAAAAUGCGCAAGCAGAGAGCUUUCAGCAUCCAGACUCCUGAGCAGUACUAUUUCUGUCACUCUGCCAUCUUGGAACAUACCAGAUGACAUCCAUUGCGACCUCCUGUUUAAAGGGACCAAGGGACAAAAUCAGGAGGCUGCAUUGAACCUUUAAUUUUAUAGAUCUUGCCAAGCUUGAUAGUAACUUACAUUCUAAACUCUUAAUGAUUCAAUUAUACAGCAGUAACAAUAAGCUAUGUACAUACUCUGCACAAAUACCGACCAAUGGCCCACCCCAUAUAGCUGUCAUUGCAAACAUCUACACUCCAACUAUUACAGAAAGUCACAAAGUCUACCCAAUUUAUUUAAUCAUAAACGUCUUAAAAGGACAUGAAAAUUAUCGGGGGGGGGUGUUUCCAGCACCAAUCACCAUCAAGCAUCAUGUAUAUACGCACUCCCGUAGGCUUGUAUGUCUUAAAGGGACCGUAAAGUCCAAAUUAAACCUUCAUGAUUCAGAAUGGGCAUGUAAUUAUAAACAACUUUCCAAUU